Striga asiatica is the source of this 1302-nucleotide messenger RNA. Lineage: Eukaryota; Viridiplantae; Streptophyta; Magnoliopsida; Lamiales; Orobanchaceae. The record is from the annotation of a GenBank genome assembly.
AUGGUUUUUGUCAUUGUAAACGAAAACCUCGAGCGAUCGGGUGGAGAGGUCGUUUGGGUUUUCAAUGUCGAAAACGAGCUGCUCGUUCCAAGUGGGGUUUAUGAGGUUAUUGGGUUUGGUCGAGGUUCGUUUGCGCUGCCUGUCGAAUUUUACCUCGACAAAAGGGCUCGAGUUUUCGUGGAUGUUCUUGGGCACGAGGUUGCUGGCAUCGAGCACCUCAACCACGAAUUACUCCCUCAGGAGCCAGUAGCUCAUGCAUUUGUUUGCCAAAUACCACAUCCACAUGGAUUGAACUUUGAACAAAACUGGAAAAAACCACCAUUAAGAUUAGCAGAAGCCCCUAAAAAUCCAUCCAUUCACCGGUUUGUGGCUAAGCUGACGUCAAAUCCCAAUCGUGAUUUUGUAAACAUUCACCGGACGGAAGCUUGUCAGCAAGAAACAAGAAUGGGCCACCAGGAUUAUAUAAUCCCGGCAAGAAGUUGUGUUGUUGAGGAUGGUAUCCAAGAUAUUGAGUCGGGCCAAUCUGUAGCGGCACUUUAUAAGGGUAAGCUUGAUGAGGUAAAGGGUGUGAUAAAGUUGGAAACUUUGGCUGCAACGAACCGUAACUGGCGAAAUGCUGCAUGGGACUCGAAACCGGCAGAUGAUAAUCACUCUAACAAAUGUGGAUUUUCAAGUGAAGGUGGAGUGAACUCAUCACCGACAUCAAAAAUUCGAUUGAGAUCGAUGGAAGGAGUCACUGAUCGUUUUAAAUCGACAGCUGGACAAGAUAAUACAGUUCCCAUGACAUCAUCUUCAACAGCAGCAACAUUUAGGUCGAACCCAGAAAAGCAACACUGGCUUUUUUCUCUGUUUGAGCUUCUCCAAGUAGAAACGGGCCAAAAAGCGCUUGUCUUGCUCGGGCCCGUCCAGCCCAGCCCGCCUCGAAACUCCAAAGGAAUCGUGGGCUGUCCACUAAGAACCCCUGUUUUCGCCACAACACAUCGAAUUCGGCAACUUUUGCUAUCGAGGACUCGGAAGAUUCGUAUUUGCAUUUCGGGUUCCAUGUGUUUUCGCCGCCUUCCCUCAAUAAUCCCUCAUGAUGAUUCAUCAAAAUCAUUGUUUCUCCCGAAUGAGUCAGGAGAUUCUCGUGUUCAUUGCCGCCAAUUAGGAAACAAGAAAACUGCAGCUAGAACAAGGGGAACAAUGAAAGGUAAUAUCUGCGAGAAGAGAGCAGAAGCAGAUAGAUCUGAACAAACACUAAAUGAACAAAGGGGCAAAGCUCGAAACCCAGAAGAAAGGAAAAGGAAAUCUAGAAGCCACUAA